Messenger RNA from Diprion similis, 1280 nucleotides. RefSeq lists its product as uncharacterized. Bases 102 to 1280 code for a protein of 392 amino acids. Lineage: Eukaryota; Metazoa; Arthropoda; Insecta; Hymenoptera; Diprionidae. Gene Ontology annotation, cellular component: extracellular region. Gene Ontology annotation, molecular function: chitin binding. The transcript is spliced from 8 exons. The record is from RefSeq and is a predicted model, not a curated record.
AAUGCGGUCUGUUUGACAUCAACGAGAUGAGACGAUAGAAUGAUGGACGUCGCGGUUGCGCCAGAAGUUUUGACGACAGAUUCAAAUUGUUGAUCUCAAAAAUGGCGACUCCAGUUUUCUACCUCCUCGCCGUUUUGGUGCUCGGCUUUUUCUUCCACGUCCACGGAGCUGACAAGCAAAAGCGACAAAUCUUCAGGGAGCAGGUGCUGCCUUCCAAAGGCGGGAAAAUCCCCGAAGAAGCCUUUCGCGCUGAUCGAUUAGCCCUCAAUCGCCUGAACAAAGAAGGAAUCACGAUCCCUGAUGGCGUCGUUCUCGACGCUCGUCAUGUCCACAAACACUUCAAUCCCUCGGGAGCGAUGCCGGAAGUCCUGAAGGUCUACCUGACCCCAGAUGGGCGAUACGUGCCUCCGGAAGGUCGCUAUCGCUACGAGCAUCCGAUGACAGUCGACACGACGUACGUGGUUCGACGUCCGACCGAAAGCCAGACGGAAGGGAAAUUUGGCAGCGGUUAUCGAGGCUCGUUGAAUGCACUUUCGAGUCCCUCGGGUCGUCCCAGUUGCAUCAGACCCAACGGACCACGCGUUUUUAAGCCCAUCCAUGCACCUCUGGUCAUCCCUUCGAGGAGCGAGUUCGAGCACAAGACGUAUUUUCCAAAUGGCCAAAUCUGGGGCCCAGAAUAUAGCUGGGAAGUGAUUUACGAUCCGUUUGACGAGUACUUCGUCAACGAUAUUCCCUACUUCGAUUCUCAUCAGAUUAUUACAAACUACGAGGGAUUUUUGAACGAUUAUCACGAUAGAUCUUUCCGUCGGACGUCCGGAAUUAGGACGGUUAAAAGAGCAGCUUCUACUUCCGGUUCCAAAUCCGUUUCACACUCGCCGGAAACGGAAUUGCCCGGAUACACAGGCCUGAAGAGGAUACCGAAAACGAAAUUUAGAUGCGGAGAAAAACGAGGAAUGAUUCCUGACCCUGAAACAAAGUGUCAAGUAUUUCACCUGUGUCGCGAAAAUGGAAUAAGCUCAUUUCUCUGCGCAGCUGGAACGGCAUUCAGCGUGACUAAACAGAGGUGCGAAUGGUGGGAUACCGUGACUUGCAACUCUGGAAUAAGGAUUUCAGAAUUCAGUCGUGCGAAAACAUUGCAAAGUUAUUUAUACGAAUAUACUUUUAAGAUCAGUCAAUACAGUGAGAAAUUUGCAUCGCCCAAUGAAAUAACGGUGAUCUAUAACUCCGACAUAGUAAAAGCUAUUCACGGUCCUGGCGCUGCACGUUUUGGUAAUCAGUAG